Messenger RNA from Carassius carassius (crucian carp), 1795 nucleotides. RefSeq names its product kinesin-like protein KIF1B. Lineage: Eukaryota; Metazoa; Chordata; Actinopteri; Cypriniformes; Cyprinidae. Bases 311 to 1795 code for a protein of 494 amino acids. Gene Ontology annotation, molecular function: microtubule binding; ATP hydrolysis activity; plus-end-directed microtubule motor activity. Gene Ontology annotation, cellular component: dendrite; axon; microtubule. Gene Ontology annotation, biological process: vesicle-mediated transport; microtubule-based movement; cytoskeleton-dependent intracellular transport. The record is from RefSeq and is a predicted model, not a curated record. The transcript is spliced from 15 exons.
CAAGGCAUUCAUCCAUAACCUAAACCUGCGAGACUACCAUCCAACGACACUAGCAUCAGCCUAAACUAAAAACAUCAGAAACGCAAGCAUCUUGCGCGGCGCUGAGGAAUGAAACGCAGCUAUAAUGGGUGUAUAUAACAAAAAAGGAACUAUUAAAAACUUAACCGUCAGUCUUUUUUGAUUUUUGCUGCUGGUUGUAGACGUCAUUGGAGAAUUGGCAUCGUGCAGGAUUUCUAUGCUGUUUUAGCCGUCUACGUGUUGAUAUAUAGCUGAGAACAUUCUGUGGGUUUGAAUCACAACAGCUUCAACCAUGUCUGGCGCCUCCGUGAAAGUGGCUGUCAGAGUGCGGCCCUUCAACUCAAGAGAGACCAGCAAAGAAUCAAAAUGCAUAAUACAGAUGCAAGGGAACUCCACCACUAUUUUGAACCCCAAGAACCCAAAGGAACCACCCAAAUCCUUCAGCUUCGACUACUCGUACUGGUCUCACACCUCACCGGACGACCCCAGCUUUGCGUCACAAAGCCUUGUGUACAAUGACAUCGGGAAGGAGAUGUUGCAGCAUGCUUUUGAGGGCUAUAACGUCUGUAUUUUCGCCUACGGCCAGACUGGAGCUGGCAAGUCCUACACCAUGAUGGGAAAGCAAGAGGAAGGACAGGAAGGCAUUAUUCCUCAGCUCUGUGAAGAACUCUUUGAGAAAAUCAGUGACAAUAACAAUGAGGAGAUCUCGUACUCGGUGGAGGUGGCUUAUAUGGAGAUAUACUGUGAGCGGGUGAGGGACCUGCUAAACCCUAAGAAUAAAGGGAACCUGCGUGUCAGGGAACAUCCUCUACUUGGGCCGUAUGUUGAAGACCUCUCAAAACUGGCUGUCACCUCUUACACAGACAUAGCUGACCUCAUGGAUGCUGGUAACAAAGCUAGAACUGUUGCCGCCACCAACAUGAAUGAGACGAGCAGCCGCUCUCAUGCAGUCUUCACUAUCGUUUUCACCCAGAGGAAGUAUGACAGCGAGACAGACCUGUCCACAGAGAAGGUCAGCAAAAUCAGCCUGGUGGAUCUGGCAGGAAGUGAGCGUGCUGACUCAACAGGGGCCAAAGGAACCAGACUGAAGGAGGGAGCAAACAUCAAUAAAUCUUUAACUACACUAGGAAAGGUUAUUUCAGCGCUAGCUGAGGUGGAUAACUGUACCAGCAAGAGCAAGAAGAAAAAGAAGACAGACUUCAUUCCUUACCGAGACUCAGUGUUGACAUGGCUCCUAAGAGAGAAUUUAGGAGGGAACUCAAGGACAGCUAUGGUGGCCGCCCUGAGUCCUGCUGACAUUAACUAUGAUGAAACUCUCAGCACACUCCGAUAUGCAGACAGAGCCAAGCAGAUCAAGUGCAACGCUGUCAUCAACGAAGACCCCAACAACAGACUGGUGCGGGAGCUGAAGGACGAGGUGACGCGUCUAAAGGAGCUGCUCCGUGCCCAGGGCCUUGGGGACAUUCUGGACAUCGAGCCAAUGGGGGAUGAUUACCUUGGAAGUGGAAGCAAAUACCUGAAAGAUAUACACAACAGUAAGCAUAGAUACUUGCUUGCCUCAGAGAACCAACGGCCUGGCCAUUUCUCCACAGCACCUAUGGGCUGCCUGACAGCCUCUCCGUCCUCAGGCUCUCUGUGCAGCCAGGCAGGGCUCCAGUCUGUCUCAAGCAUCCAGGAGCGCAUCAUGUCCACGCCGGGCGGAGAAGAGGCCAUCGAGAGGCUGAAGGUACACAGACAAGCAUUUUCCAAACAAAAGAAGUGUCAAGGGCUUAAGUGA